Messenger RNA from Amphiprion ocellaris (clown anemonefish), 2341 nucleotides. Its product is annotated as ankyrin repeat domain-containing protein SOWAHA-like. NCBI's taxonomy places the organism in Eukaryota, Metazoa, Chordata, Actinopteri, Pomacentridae. The record is from RefSeq and is a predicted model, not a curated record. The transcript has a single exon. Gene Ontology annotation, molecular function: protein binding. Bases 100 to 1497 code for a protein of 465 amino acids.
AGCGAGCGGCCAGGUGAGGGCUACCUACUGUACCGUCUCCAGAACAAAGGUGGAACAUUUAGUCAGAAGUUUUCACUUUGGAGUCGACAGCUUUUAACAAUGGCUUUAACGCAGGAAUCCAUCCUGUCUCUGCUGCUGGCGGAGGGAGGAAAGGUGAAGAAAUCCGACUUGGUGGUGAAGUUCAAAGACUCUGUGGACUCCGUCGAUCCCGCAGAGAAACAACGGAACCGGGAGCUUUUCAAGACUUUUGUCAACAACCUCGCCUCCGUCAAAGAAAUCGACGGCGUCCGGUACGUUGUCCUGAGGAAAACCUAUCACCAUUUACUGCAAAGUGUCCAAACUGCGGAGAGUCGUGUGAGAAAGAGUGAAAAUGAAGAGAUCCCGCUGACAGGUGAGCAGCAGCGCCCACCUGCGCGGAGUGAUCGGGCUGAAAGCUGUGAGGAUGCGGGAGGGGAAAGAUCAGCUGUUCCUGAGCCCAAUCCAGAGGAGCAGAGUGAAAGUCCUGCAGAGCUACUGUCUCCUAUACAGCAGGCUCUGCGAAGGAGCAAAUAUAAAGAUGUGAGAGUUAAAAGGAUGCUGAAUUUUGGGAUUGUCACGCAGGAUGCAAAUGGGGAUCACGGCUCAAAUGAGAGGAAACCCUACGCUCUGCCUCUGAGGAUGCCACCCAGUGCAACCAAAGUGGAGAUCCACAAGCUAAAGGUGGACCAGGAUGAAAGCCCAAAACCAGAUGCAUCCAGGAACAAGAGAAGGCCAGCUUCAGUGGAGACGGGCGGUGGGGUAAGUUCACCCCAGCUGAGGAGGGCAGUGAAGAGCACCAAGGCGUCAGAGGAACCCAAAGAGAGCAGGAUUCCCUCUGGGGUGCCCCUGGAUCAGUCUGAGCACGAGUGGCUGGUUAAAUGCGCCGCCGGCCACUGGAGUCAGGUUUACGGCCUGCUGCUGAGAGACAACCAGCUGGCCGAGAAGAGGGACUUCAUGUCAGGGUUCACCGCUCUGCACUGGGCAGCCAAGUGUGGAAACAGCCACAUGCUUGUGAAGAUUAUCGACCUAUCCAAGCAGGGAGGAGUUGACAUUGACAUUAACGUAAAAGCGCACGGGGGAUACACUCCUUUGCACAUUGCGGCCUUGCACGACCAGGAGUACAUCAUGGCCAUGCUGGUGGGGGAGUACGGAGCAGACGUAAGCGUCAGGGACAACUGUGGGAAGAAGGCGUACCAUUAUCUGCACAAAGGCAUCGCCGGGAGCGUGAGGGAGAUGCUGGGCGAACCCAAAGCCCGGCAAGCUCAGGACAGGGCCCCGCCUGAGAAAGAGGAGCUGGAGAUGUUCCCGGACCUCCCCAAGAGCCUGCAUUCAAUAAGCCGCCUCUUUCAGCCAAACACGACGAGCCACAAGAAGAAGCACAAGCAGAGGCUGGCGCUGUACUCCCUGAAUGAUGACCCCAGCGAGGAGCGAGAGGACGGCGGCUUCAGACACAGACUGGCCUCGGACGUCUUCAUGUAAAGGCUGCAUGAGCUCUUGUUUCCACGAGAGAACAGUGAAAACACGGCAGUAACCUUUCAGGAAUUUGACCAACAUUCUUCAGUUUUUAACGGUUUCUUCAACAAUGACGGAAUCACAUGAAAUCUGGCUUGUUUUUUCUGUCUUAUUUGUGCUUUCUGACAGAAAAUUUGACUUACGUGUAAUGUUUGUUGUGUGAAGGGAUAAUCAUGCGGCUCAAGUCAAGUAAUUCUGGCAACAUCUGGAAAAACAGAUGUGUCCCUCGAAUGGAAACCGAGUCAUCAGGACUCGACACCGUCACAGGGUUUGUUUACUGACUGAAUCAGCAGACUUGUGGUCUGAGAUGUUACCUCAGACAGUAUUCAGGUGGGUCCAGUGAGUCGUCUUAUUACUCACUCGCACAUCUGUGGUCUGUUAAAGGCAUCAUCAGUUCACUUUCAGCCGUUGUUUCUUUCAGAUUCACCAUGAAAUUUACAAAUGUAUAGAUGCAAUAUGUUCAUUUCAUUGUUAAUUCCCAUUGUGUGAAUUAUAAGUCAAUCUGAAUUUCUGCUUUUUACAUUUUUUUUGUACUGUAGCACUCCAGUUCAAGCAAGACAAACAACAGCACUGAGCAUUAAGCAACUGAAAAUAGCUUAUUUAUUUCAUUUACGGGCUUCCACUACCUGAAAUAGACUGAACUUCAUGACAACUGUAACAAAAAAACAUCUCUUUACGCUUUCUCGUGUAUCAUUGUACAGAUAACUUGAUUUUUUAUAUUUUAGUUUCAUUAAUGACAACAUUUCUUACUAUGUUUCUGAUUUAAAACAAAUGAGUUAAUGCAAAAUAAAUAAUAUCUGAUUUACCGCCA